AUGAAAGUGGCCCAGGAAGGGAAGCCCAUCUGCUGCUACAGCUGUCUUCCCUGUGCAGAAGGAACCAUCUCUACCAUGGAAGAUGCAGAACAAUGCAGCAAUUGUCCAGAAGAUCAACAUCCAAAUGACAACCAAGAUAGUUGUAUCCCUAAGAUUAAGACUUUCCUAUCGUAUCAAGAAAAAAUAGGUGUUAUCCUAACAUCCAUUGCCUUGUUCCUCUCUUUAGUCACAUGCUUUGUCUUGGGAACCUUCAUUAAAUUCAAAGAAACUCCCAUAGUCAAAGCCAACAAUCGGGACCUCUCUUAUAUCCUCCUUGUUUGUCUCCUGCUUUCCUUCUUCACUUCCUUCUUGUUCAUUGGCCAGCCAAGGAGAUCCACUUGCCUUCUUCGACAAACAGCCUUCAGCAUCAUCUUCUCUGCCGCCAUUUCUUCAGUCUUGGCCAAAACCAUCACAGUAGUGCUGGCUUUCUUGGCCACAAAACCAGGGAAUCAAGUGCAGAGAUGGCUGGGAAAGAGUUUGGCCAACUCCAUUAUACUUUCAUGCUCUGGUUUUCAAGUUGUUCUCUGCAGCAUCUGGUUGGGUGCUUUCCCGCCAUUCCUUGAGUCUGACAUGCAUUCACAAUCUGCAGAAAUCAUCCUACAGUGCAAUGAAGGCUCUGUCACCAUGUUUUAUGGGGCCCUUGGCUACAUGGGCUUUCUGUCCACCAUCUGCUUCACAGUGGCUUUCCUGGCCAGGAAUCUGCCUGGGGCUUUCAAUGAAGCCAAGUUGAUCACCUUCAGCAUGCUGGUCUUCUGCAGUGUCUGGGUGUCCUUCGUGCCCACAUAUUUGAGCACCAAAGGGAAGUAUAUGGUGGCCGUACAGGUCUUCUCCAUCUUGGCCUCCAAUGCAGGACUUCUGGGCUGCAUCUUUAUCCCCAAGUGUUUCAUUAUUUUCCUAAGACCAGAUCUGAAUACAAAAGGACAUGUGAUGUCAAAAUAG
Messenger RNA from Protobothrops mucrosquamatus (brown spotted pit viper), 978 nucleotides. RefSeq names its product vomeronasal type-2 receptor 26-like. The record is from RefSeq and is a predicted model, not a curated record. Lineage: Eukaryota; Metazoa; Chordata; Lepidosauria; Squamata; Viperidae. Gene Ontology annotation, cellular component: membrane. The coding region runs from base 1 to 978 and encodes 325 amino acids. The transcript is spliced from 2 exons. Gene Ontology annotation, biological process: G protein-coupled receptor signaling pathway. Gene Ontology annotation, molecular function: G protein-coupled receptor activity.